Molecule: messenger RNA, 132 nt
Organism: Dentiscutata erythropus
Lineage: Eukaryota; Fungi; Glomeromycota; Glomeromycetes; Diversisporales; Gigasporaceae
Source: the annotation of a GenBank genome assembly
AAGAUACUGUUAAUAAAUAUGAGAAUAAUGAUAUUGAAAUUAUAGAUAUUAGUGAUAACACUGAAAUUGUAGAUGUAGAUAAUGAUAUUAAUAUAAUUGAUAUUAGUGGAGAUAUUGAUAUAAUUGAUAUUA